UCCACCGAGAACAAAAUCACCACGAAGAAUGCCUUUGGCUUACACCUGAUAGAUUACAUGACUGACAUCCUGAAAAGGAAGGACUCUGAUAUGACCAACUUCAAGGUCGCGGCCGGCACGCUCGACGCCAGCGCCAAGAUCUACUCCGUGCGUGUGGACGCCGUCCACGCAGACACCUACAAAGUCCUGGGGGGCCUGGGCAAGGAAUCAGCACCCUCAGAGGACACAGAAAACCCAGCAAGAGAAGAAGCCAGCCCAGCUCCUGAGGCUGUCAAGAAGGUUCAGAAGAAGAAAAAGUACUCCUUCAAAACCAUUGAGCAGAACCUGAGCAACAUCAACGUGUCGGAGGCGAAUCGCAGGGGUGAGGUUGACCCCAUAUUCCAGAAGACAGCCAUGUCUUUUGAUGAAUGCAGCACAGUUGGCAUUUUCCUCAAUGAGCUGCACACCUACGGCUGCCAGAGCGAGCUCCUCUUCGAGUUCAAGCUCAUUCCUCUCCCUUUGUCAGAGGCACCCACACUGCCAAGCUCUGAGCCUCUGAAAGUGAUGGAUUUGAAGUCCCUGCUGCAGCAGUGUGUGGAGAAACGCCCCAUCUGCUCCUCCCUGGCUGGUUUCCAGUUCACAAACUGGGAUGCUGAGUCCCACAACGAGUCAGUGUCAGCCCUGCUGGAUAAAUUCAAGAGGAGCGACCAAGUGUUCGACGUCCACGCGGAGGCAGACAGUGAUGAGGAAGGCUCCCUCCCCACCCCGACUGGCACAGCCUCUCUGGGGGAUGGAGACAUCGGGACCAUGUGCCUCCACCUCUCCAGCAGGCCAGGGGAAUACUCCUACUUCAGCCCCCGCACGCUCUCCAUGUGGGCUGGCCCCGAGCACUGGCGCUUCAGACCUCGACACAAAGGAGAUGGUGACUCUGAAAAAGAGACCAAGAAGAGGAAGGCAAAGGAGGCGUUUGAGCUGAACUUUGAGGAGGAGGUUGACUUUGAGGUGUAUUUCCGCAAGACCAAG
Molecule: messenger RNA, 1002 nt
Organism: Merops nubicus (carmine bee-eater)
Lineage: Eukaryota; Metazoa; Chordata; Aves; Coraciiformes; Meropidae
Gene: NCAPH
Product: non-SMC condensin I complex, subunit H
Exons: 10
Biological process (GO): mitotic chromosome condensation
Cellular component (GO): condensin complex
Molecular function (GO): chromatin binding
Source: RefSeq, a predicted model, not a curated record